ACAAUCCAUGCAUAGAAGUGGGACAUUAGUUUCCCAAAACAUAUUGUUUUGCAUCAAAGGACGAUACACAGAUCAUGCGUGAGACGGUACUGCAUUGUUCUACAAACUCGUUUUUACUGUGAUACUGUCACGGGAGAUACAGACAAGGGAUGAAUUCUCUCCUACCCCGUGGAUGCGCCCUAAUCGUGUCCAAUGGAUCUCCCCAGCAUCGGCAAUACGACCACAGACAGUAUGUCUGGAUCGGGCUUCAUUUUGGAGAUAGUCACCAUCAAACCUGUUCUAAACAGUCUGACCACUCAGGCCAGCGCUGGAAGCAACCACACAGCUGGGGGCGAGAUGCACCGCAACACCCCGGUGAGGAGUUUCGAGGGGAACUCGGUUCUCCAGGGGAUCGCGGUGGCCGCGCAAGCACUGCUGCUCUUGGCCAUAUUCUUGCUGUCCAGUCUGGGUAAUUCAGCCGUUGUUGUGGUCAUAAUCAAACACAGACAGCUGAGAACAGUGACCAAUGCAUUCAUUAUGUCCCUCUCCCUUUCUGACUUCCUGACGGCCAUUCUUUGUUUACCCUUCUCCUUCAUGAUGCUCUUCAGCAAGAAUGGCAGGUGGAUGUUUGGGGAGCGCUUCUGCAUCGCCAACGGCUUUUUCAACACCUGCUUCGGCAUCAUCUCCACCCUGACCAUGACUCUCAUCUCAUUUGAUCGAUAUUAUGCCAUUGUCAGACAGCCACAGGCCAAAAUCGGUAGGAGGAGAGCGAUUCAGCUCCUGGUGGCCGUUUGGUUAUCUGCUAUGGUCUUCUCCUUCCCGUGGUACCUGCUUGUGCAGACCUCAGGGCGCAUGGUGGUGCACAAACAGGGCUUUUAUCAUUGCAUGUACGUGUUCCAUUCGGGCACCUCCAGGAUGGGCACUGCCUACAGCGUAGCUUUAAUAGUGGUGUGUUACCUCCUCCCAUUCGCCCUUAUGUGCUUCUGUCACUACAACAUCUGUAAAACUGUCCGGCUGUCGGAGAUCAGGGUGCGGCCGGUGACCACUUACGCGCACCUGUUGCGCUUCUACAGCGAGAUGCGCACCGCAACCACUGUGCUCAUCAUGAUCGUGUUCAGCAUCUUCUGCUGGGGGCCCUACUGUCUAAUGGGCAUCAUCACAGCCCUGGGGAACUACUCUUUUAAUCCUGCUAUGGACACUGUGGCUAUUUGGAUGGCAUGGGCCAAUGGUGCCAUUAAUCCUUUGAUUUACGCCAUUAGGAACCCGAAUAUUUCCAUGCUGUUGGGCCGGAGCAGGGAGGAGGGCUAUAGGACUAGAAACAUCGCUGCGUACCUGUCCACGCAGACGCAGCGCAGGGACGCAGUCCGGACGCGGGCGGACCGAAUACGGGAUCGGUACGUGAGCCGGCACGGCGCGAACAGCCGUCUGUCUUCCUCCAGCCCGGCCAACGGGGGUGAAGUGGCUAUGUGGGCCUGUAAGAACCCGGCAGUGUUUUUCUGUAGAGAUGCCCAUCCUGAUACAAUCACUGAACCCGCGGUGCCCAAGGUGGAGACGGCUGACACCAGUUUGUAAUUGUGGUGUCCAGUCUGUCAUUAUGUGCUUUCAAAUGCAUCAUCAAAUAAAUAAUUAAAUUUAAUGUACAUUAACAGGCAUUAUUUGGGUACACGGUGGCCCUAAAAAGCAUUUGGACACUUGAGGCACACUUAAAAUGUAUUAAAGGAACAUUCCGGGUUCAAUACAAGUUCAGCUCAAUCGACAGCAUUUGUGGCAUAAUGUUGAUUACCACAAAAAUUUAUUUUGACUUGCCCCUCCUUUAAAAAAAAAAAAAAAAAAAAAAAAUCAAGGUUACAGUAAGGCACUUACAAUGGAAGUGAAUGCGGGCCAAUUUUUGGAGGGUUUAAAUGCAGAAAUAUGAAGCUUAUAAUCUUAUAAAAGCACUUAAAUUCAUUCUUCUGUUAAAACUCAUGUAUUAUUUGAGCUGUAAAGUUGUUUAAAUCGAAGUUUUUGCAGUUUUGGGGUUUACGGCGUUGUGUCGUCAUGGCAACAAAAUUAUAAUAUUGGAUAUAACUGUACAGAGAAAAGGUUAGUAAGCACUUUCUUCACGUUAAAGUCUUAUUAACACAUCUAUUUACGUCUUGUGGCUAUACAUUUGAAAAAGUGAGUAUUUUACCGUUUACGGAUUGACCCAAUUCACUUCCAUUGUAAGUGCCUCAUAACCCAGAUUUUUUAGUUUUUUUAAAGA
Myxocyprinus asiaticus (Chinese sucker) is the source of this 2221-nucleotide messenger RNA. RefSeq names its product G-protein coupled receptor 135-like. Gene Ontology annotation, cellular component: membrane. The record is from RefSeq and is a predicted model, not a curated record. Gene Ontology annotation, molecular function: G protein-coupled receptor activity. The transcript has a single exon. Gene Ontology annotation, biological process: G protein-coupled receptor signaling pathway. NCBI's taxonomy places the organism in Eukaryota, Metazoa, Chordata, Actinopteri, Cypriniformes, Catostomidae. The coding region runs from base 193 to 1551 and encodes 452 amino acids.